Molecule: messenger RNA, 7119 nt
Organism: Passer domesticus (house sparrow)
Lineage: Eukaryota; Metazoa; Chordata; Aves; Passeriformes; Passeridae
Gene: DIPK2B
Product: divergent protein kinase domain 2B
Exons: 12
Coding region: 5202-6494 (430 amino acids)
Source: RefSeq, a predicted model, not a curated record
UGGCCUGAAUUUCUCAAUGUUCAGCAGUCCAGAAGGAGUGAUAUUUCCAGUCAGAAAAUGAGACAAGAUCAGGAAAACCCAGAACACAGGGCAGUUGUAUCUCCUACAGCAUAGAUGCAUCCUCUCUUGGAAAACACUUUCAUCCUGACACCUCCAUUUUCAAUAACCUGUAUUACAAGCUGGACCCCACUGCAUCAAUUCACCCUUGUGCCUGCAAAUCCCAGCUCAGCCUUGCUCCUGAGCUCCUCUUAGUGAGCCCUGACUGGCAGCUAAGGAAAUAAGAGUGUGCUUGUAACUGUGGGAGUUUGGAGAACCAAAAGUAACCCUAAACCCCAGACAGUAAUUAGAAUGGAAAAGUGAGGAGGAUCGUCAUACAUGGAAGUGUAAAGAGAAAUAGAGACCAGCCUGAACUCCAUUGCUGGUGAUGACUCAGAAAUGAAGGGGCAGGAAGUGUAGACUGAGAAGCAAACCACCCCACAACUGAGACACCUGAUUUCCAAAUAAGCUGCAGCUUGGCCAAGCUAUCCCAAGAGCAGCAAGUAUGUUUGUGGUAGAAAAUAAUUUCUUGGGAACAUGAAGCUGUGCCUUAACUUGAGCAGAAAGGCAGCUACACCUACAAGUUCUGUCCCUGAGUUUCCACUGCAACUUUUCCACCAGCCCUCUGGUGUUACCUCUUGGAAGCCACUUCAAUUCACUGCUGUCUGCCUGCACCCCACUCCCCAUGCUCUGUGUUUGGACUACAAGCUACUCCAGGUAGAAGAUGUUGAAUGUACCUCUUUAGGAGCCUUUUUUCCUGGGGAGAUUCUAGAGCCACCCCACAGGACUAGUUUGGUUGACAUGGCUGAGUCUAAUUCCUGUUCUCAGUGAACACAGUUGGAAACACUGGCAUUUUUAGGCCUAAAAAAAAAGGUGAUCAAUCAUUUACCAAUCUGAGCAACUAUUUUUCUGUACAAGGAGGAGGAGACAGGGAACUCCAGUCAAUCAGCCUCACCUCCAGCCUUGGUAAGGCAGAUAAUACUAUUCACCAUCUCCAGGCAUAAGAAAUUCAAGAAAGUCACUGGGAGUGGCUUCACCAAGUGGAAGGCAUGGUUGAACUUCUGUGAUGAAGUGACUGGCCUGGUAGGUGAGGGGAGAGCAGUGGACAUCGCCUAGACUAAAGCAAGGCUUUUGACACUCUCUUUAUUGUCCAUUUGAUAAAAUGUGGACUGAAUGAGCAGUCAGGUGCACUAAAAUCCUGCUGAACAGUCUGGCCUGAAGGACGGUGAUCAGUGACAUGAAGUGUAGGUGGCCAGAGAAGGCCCAGGGGUCUCAGUGAACACUGAGCUGAAGAUAAGGCAGCAACAUGCCCUUCAGCAAAGGCAGCUAAAGGUAUCCUGGGCUGGAAAAAGCACUGCCAGCAGGUGGAGGGAGGUGAUCCUUCCACUCUCCUCAGAACCAGGCAUGUUGGAGAGACCUCAGCAAAAAGCCAUGGCAAGGAUGUUUAAGGAACUGGAUCAUUCCUUCUGUGGGGAAAGACUGAGGAGAUUAGACUGUUCAGCCUGGAGAUAAGAAGGCUCAGAGGGGAUCUCAUCAAUGCAAAUAAAUACCCAAAGGGAGGGUGAAAAGAGGACAGGCUCUUCUCAGUGAUGUCCAGUGACAGGACCAGAGGCAGUGGCACAAACUGAAACACAGGAGGCUCUGCCUCAGCAGCAGGAAAUGCUCUUUCAUCGUGGGGGUGACAGAGCCCUGGCACAGCUUUCCCAGGGGUGUUGUGGAAUCUCCAUCCCUGGAGAUAUUCAGAAGUUGCCUUGACAUGGUCCUGAACAACUGGCUCUAAGUGAUCCUGCUUGAUCCCCCAACCUCAACCAUGCUGUGAUUCUGUGGUUUGAGCUGCUGGCCAGGAGCUUCUCAAGAGCAUUUCAUGAUUCCAAAGGCUUCAGUGUUUGGUGUGUUCAGAUAUUGCACAUCACCAACAUGGCUUCCAGCUGGGGGUGCUGAUUUGGCAAUUCAUUUGCAGUAGACUGUUCAUCUGAUAAAAAAUUGUCAUGUCAUGGUUUGAGCUGCUCAGAUCUCCCAUGAAAUUAUAAUUAAGGUAUAUUUGAUAUUAUAGUUAAGGUGAUCUGUGGACUGGCUGAUUUGAGAGAGACAGUUCUGCCUGGAGAGGUGGAACCAGAGGGGUUAUGAGACUCAGCUCUAUUCAGCCAUAAUAUCCUGUGAAACAUCCAGCUCUGACCAACAGACCUGCUUUUCUUGAAUGUCAAGAUGCAUCUCAGUCUCUUCCUGACCCUGAAAGUGACAGAAUAAAAAAUCAUGGCUCUUUCUAAAUGUUACUAAUUCAUGGCACCAGGAAAGAUGUGCCUGGUAUUGAAAUGGGGAUAUCUGGCAUUAUCCUCUUCCUCUGUUAGAGGAACACCACAAUGAUUUACACUGAGUUUUCAGUAUCAGCCUCAGGAACACUUCACAUGUCAUGGGGCUAUGGUGCCAGGUUUUCUGCAGACUCGCCUUGAUUACCUUAAUUCCUCAUUUCUGAGAUUCUUCUUCCCAUCACAGCACCUGCAACCCUGUCUGUGUUGUUAUAUGAAAGUACAGUUUCCAGAGAUUAAGAAAGUCCCUCAGGAGAAAGGCACAGCUACAGCAAAUUGGCACAUAUGGGCUAUUUCUAAAGUUGCUUCCAGUAAUUUUGCAGCUGUUUACAUGGCAUCUUGGUUCAGUCCAGAAAGCACCAGUACUAAUUCCAAUCCUUGGGAAAAAAUAACAAAAGAGAAACUCAUAAUCAGCCUGCCUGAAAAACUCUGCAGUUCAAGAGUGCCAUCUUGAGGCUUCCUACGUAUAAGAACUAUGUGCUGAUUGAAUCUCGAGUAUUCAGGGAGUUAUUUACAUUUAAAAUAUCAUUUUAAAAAGGCAUGAGUAUGUGUACAGAGGGGCAGUUAAUUUCUGCUGUGUAUUACCUGGAGUUAAGGGAUCCAGCCAACAGAAAUGUCACCCACAGUCAAGAUUUUCUAAAGCAAACAAGACUAGUGAGUGCUCUGCUUUGGGAUAUACUAUUUGAAAUGCCUCAGGAGAUACCUGUUUUUCAGACUGUGCUCAGUUCCAGCCUUCUGCAAAAUCAAUGAACUUGCAAAGUAUUUUAAGCCGGUACUGAAAAGGAAUAAUUAUUAUUUUAAUUUUUUUUUCUAUAAGAUGCAUGUUUGUAUGUUUAAGUUAAAGGCAAAUUCAGAGGAAAAAUAAGACUAUGGCUUUCAAAACUAUUUUAAGUCAACAUGGGGAGAAUAUUGCUUUAGAUAUUCCCACGCUUUAAAAUAAAGGAGAAACCUUCAUGCUUUGGGAUUAUGAAAUCUUUCUCCUUCCACAGCAUAGUCCAGACACCAGUAAUUUAUCCCUGCAGGAGAGCAAAUGGGUAGAUUGCUACAACAAAUUGUGCAUAGGUUGAGAAUUUACCAUUGAAAGUGGGAUGUUGCUUUUCAUUCUUCCUGCUGUAGCUGCCAGGUGGCUCUGGGCUUGGGGAAAGGAUGUGUGCCAGCACGUUCACAAUGAAGUGCCCCAAGGAUGAGGCGCCACAGGAAACCAGAGACCCUCAAAAAUAUGCAUUGUUAGCACCACAAAUAACCCCGUGUUUCCCUGUGAUAUUUUUCAUUUGGAAGACAAGCAGAAGUGUAAACCUUUCUAAAAGGAUUGCCCAUGAUGCACAUCCCCCAGUUAUCAGCACUGUCAAAGUUGGACAAGUGUGCUCCUUUUGGUAUUUUCAUGUGAAUUUUAGAUUGCAUUAGAUGGGAAGUCAUAAAGCUGUGAAUUUGACUGAAGUCCAGAUGAAAAGCAAUCUACCUCCAGCUACAGGAAGAAGUCCUGCUUGUUUUCCAGCAGCAGCAGACUGCAGCAGAAGGUAAUUUUAUCCUCAGCAUUUAGUACAGCUACGACACAUCUCACAAAAGAAAUCCAGCAUCGGCUCUGAUCAUCCUUAAACUAUCAGGAUCUGAGUCAUAUCCCGGUCUGGAAGGAGGAGUGGUCAUUGCAGUGCAUCAUAACAUAUCUUACGUGGGCUGUAAAAGGAUGACAUUGUGUCCUGUCACAUCUUUAAGUUGCAUUUUAAGCAGGUAUUUUUGCCUAUGUUAUGUUCAAAAAUGGGACUGAAGGACAUACAUCGGGAGAAAAUCUUUUCAUUGGAAGGAGAAGAACAGCUUGUCUUUCUUGAGUUAAGCCAUGAUUGCAGUGACUUGGAGUGGUAAAUGCAGGAACAUUCCAGGGAUGUAGCUGUGAGAUUAAUUUGUUGCCAGAAAUGCAGACCAAAAGCCACUGGAAAUGCAAGGAGGAGCAGCACAGAUGCCUCCAGCAGCCUGUGCAGGUGUUUGCAUGUGAGCAUAUCGCUUCACAACAGAUGUUUCUUUCAUAAUCAUGCAAUUGGGAGGAAAACAGAGGAGAAGGAAGUGAUUGCAUCCUCCCAAGUGCUCUUCUCUCUAUGUCAGGACCAUCAAGAAAAGACAUUCCAAAGCACACAAGCCUUGCUGAAAACCUCAUUUUCCAAGAGGGGCGUAGAGGUGAGGCUGCUCUAUCAGCUGGGAGUUUUGGGAAUGCUGCAGGUUAUUCUGCUUUCUGUAGUACAAUCACUGCUAAACAAUGCUGUGUUCAAGAAACAGAACAGUGAUGAUUCCACCUGACAGCAUUUCCAGUGCUUUUAUGAGAAGGGCCAAGGAAGCAUCCAAGAAGUCAUGUUAUGCACCAUCACAAAUCUCCAGGAAUAAAGCAACGCCAGAGGUCUGGCUUCUGGUAAAAUGUGCAUUUCUGCCAUGCUACUGCUCCUCCCAAAUCAGUUUUUUUACUGAGUGUCCCACAUGUGCCCUUUUCUCCAGCGACAGGAUAUCCUUCAUUUGUCUGCACCAGGAGCAGAUGAGCACUUCUUCGUGUUGUUUUCCAAGUCGGCUGAUGGGAGGGUCAGCAGGGGCCAGAGCAGCUGCAACAAGGAAAGGAAAGAUAUCCAUGGCAACCCAAGUUAUCUGCAUCCUCCAUGUAUUUCCUUCUCCCCACCCUACAGCAUAUCUUUCCCACCCAAACCUCAGGCUGAUAGAGCCAGUGACCAGCUGGCAGGAUGGGGACUGCAGCAGUGUCUCCUGCACCCACAGUGUCUUGCUGUCUGUCGGGGCUCACCGCUGCAGGCUGAAGUCAUCAAAAAGAGACUGAAAUCCUAGAGAGGGACAACUUGCAAAAAGCAGAGCUCUCCACUACUGUAGAUGGGGCGCUGGACAUGCUGCCUGUGCUCCAGAGCUGCAGAUCCAUUGAUGCUGCUCCUGGUUUUGGCUCUGGGCUGUGACCCUUCCACAGCAGCAGCAGCUUCUCCGUCUGUGCCCCACGUCAAACCCAGCUACAGUUUUGGCCGGACUUUCCUGGGACUUGACAAAUGCAACGCCUGCAUUGGGACAUCCAUAUGCAAGAAGUUCUUUAAAGAGGAGAUAAGGUUUGACACCUGGCUUUCUUCUCGUUUAAAGCUGCCCCCCAGCUCCCUGCUCAGCUACUCGGGCAACUACACGGACGAUGCCAAGAGCUGGCGGCUGGUGGACAUCACCCGGCUGACCUCCAAGUACCAGCACGACCGGGCCGACAAGCGCAUCUGCACCUCCCUGCUCAGGAGCAAGAGCUGCAGCCUGGAGCGCGCCCUGCGCCGCACCCCGCGCUUCCAGAAGUGGCUGCGGGCCAAGCGCCUCACGCCCGACCUGGUCCAGGGCCUGCCCAGCCCCAUGCUGCGCUGCCCUUCCCAGCGCCUCCUGGACAGGAUCGUGCGGCGCUACGCCGAGGUGCCGGACGCCGGCAGCAUCUACAUGGAUCACCUCACAGACCGGGACAAGCUGCGCCUGCUCUACACCCUGGCAGUGAACUCACACCCCAUCCUCCUGCAGAUCUUCCCCGACGUGGAGGGCUGGCCCUUCCCGCGGUACCUGGGCUCCUGUGGGCGCCUGGUGGUCAGCGCCAGCACCCGGCCCCUGCGCGACUUCUUCGGCGCCGCGCCCGAGGUGGCCGCAGACCUGGCCCUGCAGCUCCUGGCCGUGCUGCGCUCCAUGGCCACCAACGACCUCAACUACUUCUUCUACUUCACCCGCGUGGACGCUGGCACCUUCGGCGUGUUCAGCAACGGGCAUCUGUUCAUCCGGGAUGCCAGCACGCUGGGCAUCAUCGACAAGGAGGAAGGGAGCCAGCUGAUCGAUGGCCAGCAGGAGUAUAAAGAUAUCUUCAGCUGCCUGACUGCGGACUGCCAGGCUGCCUUUGUGUCCUGCGACUCCAUCAGGGAGAAGCACAGCCUGGUCAUGGUGUGUCAAGACCUCCUGCCGAAGCUGCUGACGGGGAAGUUCCUGCCCCCCGUGCAGGAGAGGAUCGACGCCUUCCUGGAGCGCUGCGCCCGCGGCCUCGGCGACGACCGCGGUGCCAGCGAGGCCAUGGAGGAGCUGGCAGAGAUCCUGAAGCCUCUGCGGUCCUGCGACUCCCGCUUCGCCUACCGCUACCCUGACUGCAGAUACAGUGACAAAUACUGACACUGGAGUGCCCCUGGCCAGCACUGGGGCAGUGCCAGCCCCCUCCCAGCGCGGGAAGCGAGAAGGAUCCAGGGUGGCUGGGAAGAGCUGCCCCAAAUCCGGCGUGUUCACGGUGUAAGAGGGAGCAGAGUGCACGUGGGAUUUAUUAUUCAUCUGCCAGAGAUGCAUUUGUUACGUGGGAUAUAGACAUGGUGUAUGGUUUAGACAUGGUUUGUGGAUUAUUAACUGACAAGGGGCCGCAGGAUUAAUAAAUCUCAUUCACGUGUUUUGGCCUUGGAAGAGUUUCCCCAUGCCAUUUGUUGAAAAGCAAGGCAGGAUGCUCACAACCAACUAGAUAGAGGAUCUUUAUUGCCAAGAAACUCUUUCUGAUGGAGAUGAUAUAUAAAUAAUGAUGGAUGGAUGGAUGGAUGGAUGGAUGGAUGGAUGGAUGGAUGGAUGGAUGGAUGGAUUUAAGAGUUUCUCUGUGGCUAUUUUUAAUGUGCUAAGAAUCAUAGAUAAAUGACCAGAUCAUUUCUGUACCAUCACCCAUCACAGCUCACUUUUAUAAAAUAUUUUAACUUUAUUACUUUGAUGGAACACAGAACAGAAAGACACAAUCAAAAGCAUUAAAAAGCUAAAGGUUCCA